This is a messenger RNA of Acinonyx jubatus (cheetah), 6301 nucleotides long. RefSeq names its product transmembrane protein 81 (gene TMEM81). The record is from RefSeq and is a predicted model, not a curated record. NCBI's taxonomy places the organism in Eukaryota, Metazoa, Chordata, Mammalia, Carnivora, Felidae. The coding region runs from base 915 to 1760 and encodes 281 amino acids. The transcript has a single exon.
ACCGAGCACAAGCAGGGGAGGGGCAGAGAGAGAAGGAGAUGCAGAAUCUGAAGCAGGCUCCCGGCUCUGAGCUGUCAGCACAGAGCCCGACACGAGGCUUGAACUCAUGAACUGUGAGAUCGUGACCUGAGCUAAAAUUGGAAGCUUAACUGACUGAGCCCCCCCGGGCGUCCCCAUGAAUUCUCAUUUCUAUUUAAAAUUUCUUACACGUGAACAGUGUUUCGCACUUUACAAAGUGUUUUCGUGUAUAGUUUAUCAUUUGAUGCCCAAGGUGACCUUCCUGAAGUCGGCAAGGAGGUCUUAAUUUACAAAGGAGCAAAUAGAAAUCGAAAUUGAGGAAGGAUCAGUCAGCUGCAUCCCAGUCCAGAGUUCUUAAUCCUUUUUUUACAGAAGGUUUAGGAGACUUUAAAAUCAAUAAUAACUUAAUGCAACAUAAUUUUUUUUUUUUUGACUUGGUAUUUGAUCUCCUACUUGGUCAGAUUUAACUGAGGUUUUGAAGCUCGUUAAUUUGGAUCCCACACCUUGGAGAGGAGGAGCAGGGGUAAGGAAGAAUGUAGCUUCACUACGCAUUUGAUGUCAUUUGGAAAUUCGCUUCAGCUCCUGAAGUCUCUUCCCGAGAGGGUGGAUUGAAAUUCAUUACAAGGGCCUGAGAAGAACGGAGACUCGUGAAAUAGUCACUAACAAGAGCAAGUAAAGUAGCGAAGUUGGGACUUUUUUCCUGCCUUGUGGCCUCGCCCCUUCGCAAGGACUGGACUUGUGUUGAGUUGCAGUGUUUCGCCGACAGUGGGUGCUGCGCCCUGUCUUGUGACAUUGAACGCUAUCUCGUGUCAAAGGAAGUAAGCUGUGAUGUCAUAGAGGAUUCACUUGGAACUCUGCGGGGUGCUGGCUGACGGUGAUGAGAUGCCCACCGAGACAUGAAGAUUUCAGCUGCUGGUCUCAUCCUUGGGAGCCUGGUGUUCGCCUUCUCUCUGCCCUUGGUGGUGGCUUUGCCAAAAACACUGGCCAUCCCUAAGAAGCUGCAAGAAGCCGUGGGGAAGGUCGUUGUCAAUGCCACAACCUGUACUGUCACCUGUGGCCUUGGCUACAAGGAAGAGACAGUCUGCAAGGUGGGCCCUGAUGGUGUGAGAAGAGAGUGUAAAUCUCAGCGCUUGGAAUGUCUGACCAACUGGAUCUGUGGAAUGCUCCAUUUCACCAUUCCCAAAGGGAAGGGAUUUGAGCUCAGCUGUCUGAGUUCAGACAUCCUGGAGAUUGGGCAGGAAGCAUUCCGGUUCACCUGGAGACUCGCCCGGGGUAUCAUCUCUACUGAUGAUGAGAUCUUCAAACCCUUCCGAGCCAGUACCUACUUUGUGAGGUUUCCCUCUGUUCAGGAGUACGACUCUGGGACAUACCGGUGUGAUGUGCAGCUGUUAAAAAACUUGAGACCUGUCAAGAGACUCUAUUUUGGGCUGCGGGUCCUUCCCCCUGACUUGGUGAACCUGAAUUUCCAUCAAUCCCUUACUGAGGAUCAGAAGUUAGUUGAUAAGGGCCUGGAAGUGAAUCUAGACAACCAGUCCGAGCCCCACCGCCCACGGUGGAAGAAGAAGGUGGCUGUAGCCUUGGGAAUAGGAGUUGUCGGUGGAGUGGCUGGUGGUGUAUUGAUGGCCAUUGCUCUGGGCUUUGGGCUGAGGGUGGUCUAUAGAAGUGCUGGCCUUGAGUCCUUAAAAGCCCUGAAGGACUGGCUGCCCAGGACCCUGGACUGGCUGUUUAGGAAGCCAAGCUAGCUCUUCAAAGGAUUGUCUGGCUGAGUGAUUGUGGCUCAGCCAGGAGGGAGGGCUUCCACUGCCAAAAGUGAGUGGGGCCCGGGGACAGGGGCAACACCAUGGUAGGGUGAUGGGCAAUGCUCUGCCUCUCCGUGUCCCAGGUGGAUCUCUUCCUGAUCUUUCCUGCCCACGUGGCACCUGGGAAGCCCGAGUGUAGGCCCCUCCCCUGUCCCGGGAAGAAGAUUCUGUCUUCAAGCUCGCAGUCAUUAUCUUUCACAAUUUGAGGCCUCUCUACCUCCAUCCCUUCCUCUGAGUGGUAUAAUCACAUAAAGGAUAUAUUAAUAGCUUUUCUAGUGGAAACCUUUUUUUCCUCUUCAAUAAAAAUAACUCACAGUGGCUGUGUAUAGACCUGACCUUCUCUGCUCUUCAGUAAAAAUCUCCUGCAUAUGUGUAAGUUGUCCCAUAAUCAACCUAGCUCUCCUCUUUCUUAGAUUUCUUAGACAUUGAGCACAUUGCUUUGGAGGACGGCAUAUGCCCAUGUGUGGCCAAGCCAAGGCAAUUAGUAAUGGCAUCUGACCCGGGUAUGUAACAGCCACUCAAUACAUUGCUCCUUCUCUACGCCCCCGGUGAACCCUCUGUGUUCAGUGUUAAAGACUCCUGGUAAAACGCUGGACCCUUCACCUGGUAGGUUUCCCCUGAACAAGUUCCUUGGCUUGCCUCCUGCUCCUGUUCUUCUAGCUCUUGCAGUGCCCUGACGUGUGUGUUCCUGGAAAGGUCAAGUGUAUUGGUUUCUUCCAGCAGCCAAGGCUGUCCAAGGAGGGACUAAGAGCUUCCUACCUCCGUAGGAAAUAAAUCCUAAGACCCUCAGAGACCAUUGAGGCAGUGUGAGGUAAUUAGCUGAUGGAAUUGUCGGGGAAGAGGCUCAGCCACCCCCUGAGCUCAUUCUGAGAGAAUUAGAGCAUUUCUUCUCACUUUUCUCUAGCUGCAGACAUGGUAGCAGAUACGAAGACUUGGACUAGUGGUUCUCUUCUCUAGCUGUGUGUCUGAAUCACCUGGAUAAACUUUUGAAACAUAAGAUUCCUGAGCCCCAACCCUGAGGAUGCUAACUCAGUUAAAAUUAUGGCUAAUGGCUCAUUAUUAUUCUAUUAAAAACAAUUUCAGGGGCACCUGGCUGGCUCCGUCGGUAGAGCGUGUGACUCUUGGUGUCGGGGUCAUGAGUUUGAGUCCCAUGGUUUAGCUUAAGUAAAAGAAAAAAAAACGUUAAAAAAUAAUUUCCACGCCAUAGAAAAGUGGAAAGAAAAGUUUGAUGACAACCCAUAGAUCCUCUGCUUAGAUUCACCAACUGUGAAUGUUUUGCUACAUCUAUCUUUCUGAAUAGAUGCUGAUUUUACUGAACACUUGGAAGUUAGGCACAGACAUUGUGACCCUUUACUCCUAGAUCGUGUAUGCAUCUGCUAAUAAAGAUUCUUCUGUACAACUGCAACAUCUUCACACCUAAGAAAGUGAACAAUUCCCUAAUCUUGCGUAUGGUUGUUAAUUCUCUGUCUUGCCCAACUUCUAAAAUCUGAUAGCCUUUUAACGUUUGAUCCAGGAUCGAAUGAAGGUCCACAUAUUACCUUUGGUUGUUUCUCUUAAGUCUAGUUUUACAACAGACCUCCUGGGUUUUUUGUUGCUGUUUUGCAUGACGUUGAUCUCAUUGAAAAGUCUAGCUGGGCCGAUUGUCCUGGAUAGUGCCCCACAGUCCGGGUUUGUCGUCAUUGUCACAUGACCGGAUUGCGGAGGAAUGGAUCUUCAACAUUUUUUGAUGACAGCUCCACACAAAUGAUGUCCACUGCUCACCACAGGUGCACGGUGUCGGGUGAUUCGUUACCGAUACGAUACGCAUGACGAUUUGGUUAAGGUGGUGACUGCCCGGUCUCUCCAAAGGUGUAUUUUUUUUUUUUUUUUCCUCUUGUAAUCACUUAUUUGUGGAACAAUACUUUGUGAUGAUCUGGUUUCCUAAAAGCCAUUAACGCCUUGGAAUCCAUUCACGAUCCUUGCUUAUUACCUGCUGGGAACUGCAGCGUCCUUAAUGUGCCCUUGCUGUACUUAUUAGGCUGCAUUUUUCUGUAAAGGAGAGCUACUCUUUAUUUUUGAGCUCUCUGUGGAUUCUCUUUUUUAGUGCAUUAUAUAUAAUCCGUUAAUGCCUCAUUUCUGGUGUUUAAAUCGUCCCCAAUUUUGGCCAGUGGGAGUCUCUUCACUUGUCCUUUUAUUGUGGUCCCAUUUGACUUGGAGCAUGUCCUUGCUUUCUAGAACCACAAAAUGCCUCAGAUCCACAUUUGGACUUUGCUUUCUCCGAGGGGUUCUGGUUUCCUUUUGGUGUGGGCAACAGUAUUUAGAAGCCAAGGUCUGGUCUGGGUGCUAAAUGCACUCACCGCCACUGGGGGGUCAUUGCUCUUAGGUUCUUUCAUUGCCCCAGAUACACAUAAAUCUUAGGAGUUCAGAGCAUCUCUGCUUUUCAGAAGCUUUAUAGGUAAUUCUGGUGGAGAGCGAACAUUGAAGACCACUGGCGUAGGCCCACGCAAAGUCUACAAUUUACUGUAGACUUAUUUUGAAAAGAUCUUAAAUUUUCCGCACCCCCUUUCCCCCAUUCUCUCUACCUCAGAGGGAACGGGCUUCGGAAGACCUGGGUUGUGCUUCUGUUUCUGCCGUUGACUGUAGCUGAGCGGGUGGACUGACCCACCUGUGUGGGGGGGUGGGGGGGGCAGGUGAGCACGGUCCUGCCAGUAAAACGGCUGGAAGCCGUGAAGGGCUGGACAUGAGUUAGAGAAGGUUUCUAAUGAAGCACCUUCGUUUGGCUCUGGACAGUGUGUUCAAGCCCUCGGGAGAGCGCUUGCUAUCCUUGGAAAGACCAUAAAACAGGAUCUUUAAUGAACUCCGUGUGAUGUUGCUGAGGGGGGAGGAGGGCUCAAGGGGCACGUUGCCCAUUUUACAGAUGGAGAGCCAGACCCAAGAAGAGUCAAGUGACCCGUCCGGCCCCUGUUGCAAGCCACUAGUCGAGCAUGGGAUGGAAUAUUGUGCAGCUCUAGGCUCAUGGCCUUCUGUGCUUUGGGCUCUUGAAUGUUGACUCAGAGGAUGGGAAGGGAUUGAACAGGGAAGAGGAAAGGAAAAAACAAACCCCAAACCCCUCCAAGGUGUUAUUAAAGACCAGAACUCAGUUCAGUUUAUUGAAUCCGUGCAUGUAGUCCGCCUCUGGAGGGAUGGUCAGGGCCAUGCCGACCGACCGAAAUUUAGGAUCCAGGCUGGCCGGUGCUCCCAGCAGCCCCUCUGGAUGCAGAGUGGAAGAAGGGAUUAGCCUAUCGCACAGCUGUCUGCGCCGGCCCCUCCUGGGGGCUCAGGGGGCCCUGGGCGCAUCACUAAGCGCGGAGGAGCAGGGCCUCCGCUUGCCCCCGUCUCCCUCUUCUCCGGGGAAGGCGGUGGGGCGCAGUCAGCACGGAGCCCUUCCGCUUUGUAUGGAAAGACUCGAACGCGGCGCUGUGCCAGUGGGUCUCUGUGCGCGUCUCAGAGCUAAUGGAAGCUUGGCAAGUGUUUGUUGAACACAGGGGAGAAUAUUGCAGCUGCAAAACGUCGAGUAGGAAUUCAGAUUUUCUUGGCUGCUGAGAGCAGAGACUGGUGGCAACCUUGCUGGUUGGCGGCCACUAUAACCCUGCAGGGAGAAGAUUUCCCUUUGGUACCGUUGAGUCUGGAACUGUCAAAUGUCUUAGAAAUCAGGGAAGCCCGAAGCGAUACCGUCAUGAGCAGUGUUCGCUGCCCCGUGUUAGGUAAAGCCAGCGCGGCCGGCAAGAUGCCUGCUUGCACUCUGCUUAGGCCUGUCUUUUUUUUUUUAAUGUUUAUUUAUUUUUGAGACAGAGAGAGACAGAGUGCAAGUGGGGGAGGGGCAGAGAGAGAGGGAGACACAGAAUCUGAAACAGGCUCCAGGCUCUGAGCUGUCAGCACAGAGCCCGACGCGGGGCUUGAACCCACGAACCGUGAGAUCAUGACCUGAGCCGAAAUCGGGCGCUCAACCGACUGAGCCACCCAGGCGCCCCUGCUUAGGCCUGUCUUAAAGCCCCUUGGCCCAGUUCUUCCCCCUCCCAGGCCUGCGUGACGCAGGAGGGGCUGUGUCUUGUUCCUUCCUUUGAGCUGACUGUGUGAGGGGGAAGGCAUCGGCCACAAGACUGGGGUUCGAGAGCAGGACAGGAGGCGUGCUUCGGCCCGACGAUAAAAACACCCACGGCAGGUGCCAGCUGCCUCAGCAGGUUGAGAAAUCAUCUUUAUUUAAGAACUGCCUGCUACCAGAGUCAAUAAAUAACUACCAUUACAAGAAGUACAAGAGAGACAAACGAUAGGCCAGUGGAAGUGGUUCCAUUUCGACAAAAUCGGGGUCAAGUCAGGGGUCCGAAGAAGCCCCAGCCCUCGCCCGGCUGUGAGACUAAGCUAUGCAGGCCCUGGAUGGGGCUGGGUAAGUUGGAGUCUAGGGGCCAAGGCAGGGUGCACCCCAGCUAAGGACACUCGGCUUCCUGGGCCUCGGGGCAAAGUUAUCU